Messenger RNA from Megalops cyprinoides (Indo-Pacific tarpon), 5906 nucleotides. It is a transcript of the gene nalcn, whose product is annotated as sodium leak channel, non-selective. Lineage: Eukaryota; Metazoa; Chordata; Actinopteri; Elopiformes; Megalopidae. The record is from RefSeq and is a predicted model, not a curated record. Gene Ontology annotation, biological process: transmembrane transport; monoatomic ion transport. Gene Ontology annotation, molecular function: monoatomic cation channel activity. The transcript has 46 exons. The coding region runs from base 283 to 5523 and encodes 1746 amino acids. Gene Ontology annotation, cellular component: membrane.
ACUGCUUGUUGAGGACGAGCGUCUCUGCAGCAGCUGCUGAUGUGAUUGCAAAGCAGCAGGUCGCGCAGAGACAAACGCUUCCAUUUAAAGGGACCGGUAAACUACAGAAGGGAUGAAGACAAAGGCAGCUUGAAAAGGGAAGGCUCCGAAAUACACGACUCAGGAGGUGUUGAAACCACCCCCCUUCCGGGCUUAUAGUCUCUCACGCUGGUUUCCACCCCUCUGUAACCUGGGGAUGAACGCACCAAUGAGGAGCCUGACAGAUAUGCCUGAUCGCAUGUUAUGUGCCGUGCUGGAGCAAUUUCAGCUUUACUUUUACCGUUGAUCCACUCCCUUUAUAGCACGGCGAGCCCCAGCAUGCUGAAAAGGAAGCAGAGCUCUCGGGUUGAGGCCCAGCCCAUGACUGACUUCGGGCCCGACGAAACCCUUGCUGACAGUGCCGACAUUCUCUGGAUAAACAAACCAUGGGUCCAUUCCUUGCUGAGAGCCUGCGCCAUCAUCAGCGUCAUCUCCGUGUGCAUGAACACGCCCAAAACCUUCGAGCACUACCCGCCCCUCCAGUACGUCACCUUCACCCUGGACACACUGCUCAUGUUCCUCUACACCGCCGAGAUGAUCGCCAAGAUGCACAUCCGUGGCAUCAUUAAGGGAGACAAUCCUUAUGUUAAGGAUCGCUGGUGCAUGUUCGAUGGCUUCAUGGUCUUCUUCCUCUGGGUCUCCCUGGUGCUGCAGGUGUUCGAAAUAGCAGAGAUUGUGGAUCAGAUGUCACCAUGGGGGAUGCUGCGAAUACCCAGGGCCCUCAUCAUGAUCAGAGCCUUUCGGAUAUACUUCAGAUUUGAACUGCCACGCACACGGAUCACCAACAUUCUGAAGCGAUCUGGUGAGCAGAUAUGGAGCGUCUCAAUAUUUUUGCUCUUCUUCCUCCUGCUGUAUGGAAUUCUGGGAGUUCAGAUGUUUGGCACAUUCAAUCACCACUGUGUCACCAACGACACAGAAAGAGGCAAUGUGUCUUGGAACAAUCUGGCUAUCCCAGAUACGCAUUGCUCUCCAGAUGGUGAAGGUUACCAGUGUCCUAUGGGCUUCAAGUGCGUGGAUCUCAAAGACCUUGGACUCAGCAGACAGGAACUGGGCUACAGUGGAUUCAACGAACUUGGCACCAGCAUAUUCACCGUGUACGAGGCGGCCUCCCAGGAGGGCUGGGUGUUCCUCAUGUACCGCGCCAUCGACAGCUUCCCGCGCUGGCGCUCCUACUUCUACUUCAUCACGCUCAUCUUCUUCCUCGCCUGGCUGGUCAAGAACGUGUUCAUAGCUGUUAUAAUCGAGACAUUUGCGGAGAUCCGGGUGCAGUUCCAGCAGAUGUGGGGGUCCAGGAGCAGCACAACCUCAACAGCCACCACGCAGAUGUUCCAUGAAGACGCAGCGGGAGGAUGGCAGCUUGUGGCGGUGGAUGUGAACAAGCCACAUGGCCGAGCCCCCGCCUGCCUUCAGCAACUGAUGCGUUCGUCUGUGUUCCACAUGUUUAUCCUGAGCAUGGUGGCGGUAGACGUGAUCGUCGCUGCCAGCAACUACUACAAGGGCGAGAAUCACCGCCGGCACUACGAUGAAUUCUACCUGGCAGAGGUGGCCUUCACUGUGCUCUUUGACCUGGAGGCUCUUCUGAAGAUCUGGUGUCUGGGCUUCACUGGCUACAUCAGCUCAUCUUUGCACAAGUUCGAGUCUCUCCUUGUGGUGGGGACCACACUCCACAUCUACCCUGACCUCUACCAUUCCCAGUUCACCUACUUCCAGGUCCUCAGAGUGGUACGCCUGAUUAAGAUUUCCCCUGCCCUGGAGGAUUUUGUGUACAAGAUCUUUGGGCCAGGGAAGAAACUAGGGAGUCUGGUAGUGUUCACAGCCAGUCUCCUCAUCGUCAUGUCCGCCAUCAGUCUACAGAUGUUCUGCUUCGUGGAGGAGCUUGACAGAUUUACCACUUUUCCUCGGGCUUUUAUGUCAAUGUUCCAAAUCCUCACGCAAGAGGGAUGGGUGGAUGUCAUGGACCAGACCUUGGUUGCAGUAGGACACAUGUGGGCCCCAGUGGUCGCCAUCUACUUCAUCCUGUACCAUCUCUUCGCCACUUUGAUUUUGCUGAGUCUUUUUGUAGCUGUAAUCCUUGACAACUUGGAGCUUGAUGAAGACUUGAAAAAGCUUAAGCAGCUGAAACAGAGCGAGGCCAACGCCGACACCAAGGAGAAACUCCCACUGCGCCUGCGCAUCUUCGAGAAGUUCCCCAACAGGCCUCAGAUGGUGAAGAUCUCCAAGCUGCCGUCCGACUUCACCGUCCCCAGGAUCAGAGAGAGUUUCAUGAAGCAGUUCAUCGAUCGCCAGCAGCAGGACACCAGUUGUCUGUUCCGAAGGCUCCCGUCUGCCUCCUCUUCCUCCUGUGACCACUCCAAGAGGUCUGCCAUUGAAGAGAACAAAUAUAUGGAUCAGAAGCUACGGAGAUCGAUCUUCAGCAUCCGUGCUCGGAAUCUCCUUGAAAAGGAAACGACUAUCAAUAAAAUUCUGCGGGCCUGCACCAGGCAGCGAAUGCUGAGUGGCUCCUUUGAGGGCCAGCCGGCCAAGGAGCGAUCCAUCUUGAGUGUGCAGCACCACAUCCGCCAGGAGCGCAGGUCCCUGAGACACGGCUCCACCAGCCAGAGGAUCAGCCGAGGGAAGUCCCUGGAGACCCUCACGCAGGAUCAUUCCAACACCGUGCGCUACCGCAACGCCCAGAGAGAGGACAGCGACAUCAAGAUGAUCCAGGAGAAGAAGGAGCAGGCGGAGAUGAAAAGGAAAGUCCAGGAGGAAGAGCUGAGAGAGAAUCACCCAUACUUUGACAAGCCACUCUUCAUUGUUGGCAGAGAGCAUCGCUUCAGAAAUUUUUGCAGAGUGAUAGUACGAGCUCGUUUCAAUGCGUCAAAAACAGACCCAAUAACAGGAGCUGUGAAAAACACAAAGUAUCACCAGCUGUAUGAUCUCCUCGGCCUGGUCACCUACCUGGACUGGGUCAUGAUCGUGGUUACCAUCUGCUCCUGCAUCUCCAUGAUGUUCGAGUCGCCCUUCACCAGGGUCAUGCACGUCCCCACCCUGCAGAUUGGCGAGUACGUCUUCGUCAUCUUCAUGAGCAUCGAGCUGAACCUGAAGAUCAUGGCCGAUGGGCUCUUUUUCACACCCACAGCAGUGAUUAGAGACUUCGGAGGAGUCAUGGACAUCUUCAUUUACUUAGUGAGCCUGAUCUUCCUCUGCUGGCUCCCUCCCAACGUCCCGCCGGAGUCGGGAGCGCAGCUGCUGAUGAUGCUGCGCUGCCUGCGUCCGCUGCGCAUCUUCAAACUGGUGCCGCAGAUGAGGAAGGUGGUGCGCGAGGUCCUCAAGGGCUUCAAGGAGAUCUUCCUGGUCUCCAUCCUUCUCCUGACAUUAAUGCUGGUCUUUGCGAGCUUUGGUGUUCAGCUCUUUGCCGGAAAGCUUGCCAAGUGCAACGAUCCUCACAUUACCAGGCGGGAGGACUGUCACGGAAUAUUCCGGAUCAAUGUCAGCGUCUCCAAAAACUUAAACCUGAAGCUGAAGCCUGGAGAAAAGAAACCAGGAUUCUGGGUGCCACGAGUGUGGGCAAACCCGCGCAACUUUAACUUUGACAACGUGGGCAACGCCAUGCUGGCGCUGUUUGAGGUGCUGUCUCUGAAGGGCUGGGUCGAAGUCCGAGACGUCAUCAUCCACCGCGUGGGACCGAUCCACGGCAUCUACAUCCACGUGUUUGUGUUCCUGGGCUGCAUGAUUGGACUGACUCUGUUUGUGGGCGUGGUCAUUGCCAACUUCAAUGAAAACAAGGGUACUGCUCUGCUGACAGUGGACCAGAGGAGAUGGGAAGAUCUGAAGAGCAGGCUGAAGAUCGCCCAGCCGCUGCACCUGCCCCCGCGACCAGAGAACGGUGGCUUCCGUGCCAAAAUGUACGACAUUACUCAGCACCCUUUCUUCAAACGAGGAAUUGCCGUACUGGUGCUGGCACAGUCUGUGCUGCUUUCAGUCAAGUGGGAUGUGGACAACCCAGUGACAUUUCCCUUGGCAACCAUGUCUGUGGUCUUUACCUUCAUCUUUGUGCUGGAGGUCACGAUGAAACUGAUUGCCAUGUCACCAGCCGGGUACUGGCAGAGCAGAAGGAACCGAUAUGACCUGCUUGUGACUUCGUUGGGAGUGAUAUGGAUUGUUUUGCAUUUUGCUUUACUGAAUGCCUAUACCUACAUGAUGGGCACUUGUGUGAUUGUGUUCAGGUUCUUCACCAUUUGUGGGAAACAUGUAACACUGAAGAUGCUCCUGCUCACAGUGGUGGUGAGCAUGUAUAAAAGCUUCUUCAUCAUCGUGGGCAUGUUCCUCCUGCUGCUGUGCUACGCCUUCGCCGGAGUCGUGCUCUUCGGCACUGUCAAGUACGGAGAGAACAUUAACAGGCAUGCCAACUUUUCCACCGCGGGCAAGGCCAUCACAGUGCUGUUUCGCAUCGUCACAGGAGAAGACUGGAAUAAGAUCAUGCACGACUGCAUGGUACAGCCACCAUUCUGUACACCAGACAAGCACCGUUACUGGGAGACAGACUGUGGCAACUAUGCGGGAGCCCUCAUCUACUUCUGCUCUUUCUACGUCAUCAUUGCCUACAUCAUGCUCAAUCUGCUCGUGGCUAUCAUCGUGGAGAAUUUCUCUCUCUUUUACUCAACCGAGGAAGACCAGUUGCUGAGCUACAAUGACCUGCGCCACUUUCAGAUCAUCUGGAACAUGGUUGAUGACAAGAGAGAGGGCGUUAUCCCCACGUCGCGGGUGAAGUUCCUGCUACGGCUGCUGAGGGGAAGGCUGGAGGUGGACCUGGACAAGGACAAGCUGCUCUUCAAACACAUGUGCUACGAGAUGGAGAGGCUGCACAAUGGGGGGGACGUCACCUUUCAUGACGUGCUGAGCAUGUUGUCAUACCGCUCAGUGGACAUCAGGAAGAGUCUGCAGCUGGAGGAGCUGCUGGCCCGUGAGCAGCUGGAGUACACCAUCGAGGAGGAGGUGGCCAAACAGACCAUCCGCAUGUGGCUCAAGAAGUGCCUGAAACGCAUCCGGGCUAAACAGCAACAGUCGUGCAGCAUCAUCCACAGCCUGAGGGAGAGCCAGCAGCAGGAGCUCAGUCGCUUCCUGAACCCCCCCAGCAUUGAGACCACGCUGCCCAGCGAGGAUGUCAACGCCCACAACCAGGACAACCCCUCCCAGCCUGAGCAGAUCAGCAGCCUGCAGCAACUCCUGAGCCCCACGCUGUCGGACCGCGGCGGGUACCGGCAGGACUCCACUGAAAUAGGCAAGCCACAGAGGAAGCUGGGUCAGUGGCGUCUGCCCGCAGGUCGAACCAGCGUGAAGUCGGUGGUGUGCAAGAUGAACCCAGUCAACGACGAGGCGUCCUCGGGUUCAGAGGUGAAGAAGUGGUGGACACGGCAGCUGACCGUGGAGAGUGACGAGAGUGGAGAUGAUCUCAUCGAUAUUUAGAGGGAACUGGGACUGUUCCUGGAGUUCAGCAGCAGUUCAGUAGGCAAAAGGCUAUCACUCACUCAGGGUCUGUUAGAAAGUGCAGUCCAGAACUGUUGGGCAGAGAGAACAGAGUUGUAGUACAUAUCCUGAAAUGCUUAAGAAAAUAUCUACAUAUAUGUAUGAAUAAUAUGUAAAAUAUAAGCCAUGUAAGUCACACUGAGUAAGAGCAUCUGAUGUAGUAGUAGUAAGACUACUCAACAACAUCUGACUUUAGGCUUCAUAUCUCUUCUGCACUGUAAGUAAAACAUUGCAAAACUUCUGCCUACUGAACUGUCCAGGUUUGAGUAAGGGCCUGGUGGGCCACCUUUUGAGGUGAGUGUGUAAGUAUGCGUGUGUGUGUG